GCGUUUUAUAUACUAUAUGUGUACUACCUCAAUACUUUAUAUAAAUACGUUAUUAGCAUAAAUCAUUCUAACAGUAAGUAACAAUGCCUCAAGCAGGACGGACGAGCAUCAACAACAGCUACAGCUAUGAGUGGAUUUCACUGCUGGUAAUGUUGAUAUUGCCGAGCUUUACAACAACCCAAUUUGCGUCAUCGUUGUAUAACAGACAGUUUUAUGACCACAAUCAACAGCAGGUACAGCAACAACAAGGCUUUGUCUAUCCGGACGCACCAGUGACCUACAAUCAGAAAUAUCCUGCAUCUGGUCAGUCCGUAUGGUCGAGUGCUCCUAUUGUUGUUAACGACGAGGCCAAUAGCCUCCAGCUGGAGCAGCAGCAACAGGAUCGCCAUUAUUUGCCCAUUAAUUACUACAGCAAUAGAGAGACGGACAGACGGCAGACCAAUUGGAUGAACGACAACGACAACGAGAACUACAACUACAAUGUGCCGACUACACGUGCUGCCAAUCACAAUUACAACAAUGUGCCAGGCUACUUUUACCCCACACAACAACAAAUUCAACAUCAAGUGCAACCACAAUCCCAACAAGAAGUGGAGCAACGUGAACUGCUUGCGGUGGCCGAUUCCCAUCGGGAGGAGGAGCAAAUCGUUCGCAUUGGUGGCAGUCGCUCACUAUCCCCCAUUCCCAAUGAUUACUUUGAUGCACCUCAGUCGUUGCAACGUCGCGACUUUGAGGCUAAAUAUGCCAAGCACUUUGCCGACUAUGUGCGCAAAUAUCCACAACGAUUGCAGCCGUUGUUCAACACUGGCACACCAUAUGUUGACAAGUGAACAACAACAACAACAACAAAACAAUUUGGGUCAGCAAUUUCAGAUAAAUUCCUCUACUUUAUUCAAUAAAACGCAAAUAAAUGUAAAUUGAAUGCAUCCCCAGUGCCAAACAAAAAUGCUGUGCGUGUGCCAA
Molecule: messenger RNA, 963 nt
Organism: Drosophila nasuta
Lineage: Eukaryota; Metazoa; Arthropoda; Insecta; Diptera; Drosophilidae
Product: putative mediator of RNA polymerase II transcription subunit 15
Exons: 2
Coding region: 84-830 (248 amino acids)
Source: RefSeq, a predicted model, not a curated record